Molecule: messenger RNA, 892 nt
Organism: Octodon degus (degu)
Lineage: Eukaryota; Metazoa; Chordata; Mammalia; Rodentia; Octodontidae
Product: FUN14 domain-containing protein 2
Exons: 1
Coding region: 37-492 (151 amino acids)
Biological process (GO): autophagy of mitochondrion
Cellular component (GO): mitochondrial outer membrane
Source: RefSeq, a predicted model, not a curated record
CCUGUGCGAGGAACCUCGCGAGACGAGCUCGCCGAAAUGGCGGCGUCCAGUCAAGGAAACUUUGAAGGAAAAUUUGAGGCACUGGACCUUGCAGAAUUUGCUAAAAAGCAGCCAUGGUGGCGCAAGCUAUUUGGGCAAGAAUCUGGACCCUCUGCUGAAAAGUAUAGUGUGGCAACCCAGCUGUUAAUUGGAGGUGUCACAGGAUGGUGUACUGGUUUCAUAUUCCAGAAGGUUGGAAAGUUGGCUGCUACAGCUGUUGGAGGUGGAUUUUUUCUCCUUCAGCUUGAAAACCACACUGGAUAUAUUAAAGUCGACUGGCAGCGAGUAGAGACAGACAUGAAAAAAGCCAAAGAGCAGCUGAAGAUUCGGAAGAGCAACCAGGUAACAACCGAGGUCAAGAGCAAAGCCGAGGAGGUUGUGUCAUUUGUGAAGAAGAAUGUUGUUGUGACUGGAGGAUUUUUUGGAGGCUUUCUGCUCGGCAUGGCAUCCUAAGGAGAACAACUGUAUUUCUAUUUUCUGUUUUUUUCCCUCCAGCGGACAGCCUACACUCCAUAAUAGGGCAUCAAAUGUCUCCCUGCUCUUCUCCUGUGCCUUCCUCCCUGUUGUGACAGAUCUGAAUGGCUUCUCUAGGCAUCUGUUGCUACCAGUUAAUACUGGCCCUAUCAUGAGCUCGAAAGUGACGGAAGAGACAGUAGACAUUAGCUAUGUUCAUGGUACACUCCCUGCUUGGCCAACCCUAGGUCAGCAAAUAUGUUCCUUUUCCCUUCUUUAAGAUACUUAUCAGAACACACUGCAAGAUCAUUCACCAUGAAGGAUGUUAGGAUCCUCAAAGAAGCACAUAGCCACCUUAUGUGCAGCAUGGAAAGGAACUGAAUACAUUUGCCGUUAAGCA